Molecule: messenger RNA, 2202 nt
Organism: Sitophilus oryzae (rice weevil)
Lineage: Eukaryota; Metazoa; Arthropoda; Insecta; Coleoptera; Curculionidae
Gene: ric8a
Product: synembryn-A
Exons: 8
Coding region: 281-1990 (569 amino acids)
Biological process (GO): G protein-coupled receptor signaling pathway
Cellular component (GO): cytoplasm
Molecular function (GO): guanyl-nucleotide exchange factor activity; G-protein alpha-subunit binding
Source: RefSeq, a predicted model, not a curated record
CAUUUAUUUAAAACCUAUAAUGGCUAUAAUCGAAAAUAUGUAAUGCACAGAAUAUACGGUAUUACCGAAUAUGCUAACGUGUAAUGGUUAGAUUGUUUUGGGUGUGAUUUGUUUACCUUUUUCAAGGACAAUAAAGGGAUAAAUUUUUUAAAUAAAAAAGGGUCCAAUAAAACUUUUUCUCGUGGUACACAAAAACUCUUGUAAAGCUACUUAGGUACUAAUAUUAAGGAGCUGUUGGCCUGUUUCUUUGUUAAAUCGAGUUACUUUAGAGUUAUUAGCGAUGAGUGAAGCAACAGAUGUAAAAUACCAACUUCAAGAAUAUCAACCAAAUUUAUCAGUGUCAACCAGAGAAAACAUCCAAAAUAUCAUAACAGGAAUAGAACAAAACGAUAAACCACUCUAUGGACAGGCUCUCAUUAACUUUGUAGUUAAGGAAAAUGAGCAGUUUAAUAUUGAAGAACUAAAGGAACAUGGCUUAAGAGCGAAAUUGUGGAAUAGCUUAACAAAACUUGCAACAGGUGCUAACGACAAUGACCUCCUUGCCAUUGUAUUUACUGUGUUUCGCAUUAUUAGCAGAGACAAAGGAUCUGUUAAUGAUUUGGUGAACGAUGAAUGGAUUAGUUUAAUAUUAAAAAAUAUUGGAUUAAACGACAACGAAUUUAAUUAUGAUGAGGACACUCUGUGUAGGAUCGAGGAGGGUCAGAAGGUUCUUUGGAAUACCGUGUUUAGUAGCAAACCAUUAGUUGAAGCUUCUCUAAGUAAUGGUUUGCUGGAUAAACUAGUCAAUCGUAUAAGAUUGUAUGAUUCCGCACAUAUCUCAGAUGUUAUAAAAUUUUAUGAUGUUAAACUACUAUUUUUAUUGUCUGCCUUAUCAGUACCAGUGAGAGAAAAACUCGAGAAAGAGUUGGAUGGUUUAAAUGUUCUUAUAAACGUUUUAAGAGUAGUACUUAAAGAAGCAGCUGAAAGUAUAGCCCAAUCACCCGAACUGCCGGCAAUACUCGACGACAAAAAAGCCGAAGUUGUCUGCGAAACCUUAAAAUGCAUGUUUAAUAUAACAUUAAAAUGUGGCACAGAUUCCAAAAGUAUUCAACAAUAUAAUAUCCUUAUUGGCCUUUUGAGAAACUAUCUUUUGGCUUCCACAAUAACACUCGAGAGAACAUGGGACUUGAGAAAUGAUAUCAUCAAUUUGUUGACUAACAUACCGGCGGUGUGUUACAGUGAGUUGAUGAUGCCAGUGGACAAAUCAAAGCCGCUAUUGAAAAGCUUGAAGUUUGAGAAUUACAACAUGAUUGUUUUUUAUGAAAUGUUAAUGUUUUUGGAAGCUAAGUUCAAUGAUAAGGUCGCUUUAAGUGUUACUCAACAAUUGGAGGUUUAUUCGCCGAUUUUAACAGUGCUGCUUAAGGGAACUACAGCUCACCGACCUAUCAGAAAAUACCUCAGACUUCAUAUUCUUCCGCCAUUGAAAGAUGUGGAUAAUAGACCUGAGAACACAGAUACUUUAAGGGGUAAAUUGUGUAAAUUGCUGACAACACCUAUUACACAAAUCAGGGAUCUAGUAGCCGAACUACUGUUUGUUCUUUGCAAGUGCAACGUUGACAGAAUGAUUAAAUACACUGGAUAUGGCAACGCUGCUGGUCUGUUUGCCCAAAGAGGUCUUUUAGGAGGUAAAAAAGACGAGGAUGAAGAAAACUUUAGCUCAGACAAUGAAGACAGUGAGACAGAAGAAUACGCAGGUCAGAAGCAUCUUAUCAAUCCAGUGUUGGGAUGCUUGGAUCAACCACACCCUGAUCCAAUGGAAGGAAUGUCAGAAGAACAAAAGGAGUAUGAGGCUAUGAAACUGGUGCAACUUAUGAAUAAUUUGUUGGAAUCAAGAACAAUCUUACCUUGCAGGGUUGGGCCUGAUGGAAAACCCCAACCCAUUGAGCACGUUCUGCAGUUACAGGAAGGAUUGAAAAGUCUACAGCUCCAAAGUGAUUCCGACACAGAAUAGAGUUGAUAAAUUUUUAAAAUGUCAACUUAAUAUAACUGUAAUUUUUAUUGCAUAUUUCAUCCAUUUUUAACAACGCUUAGCUUUUUAGCUUGUUUGAUGGUGUUCUUUUAGUCUAACCAUACAGGGUGGUCCGAACUGUAUUCCGGAAACUUCAUCAGCAUAUUCUGCAGUUAAAAAUAAGUAAAACAGUUCGUAUAAAUGCAUGUCCUAAA